This is a messenger RNA of Fimicolochytrium jonesii, 1319 nucleotides long. RefSeq names its product mitochondrial ribosomal protein S25-domain-containing protein. Gene Ontology annotation, molecular function: structural constituent of ribosome. The transcript is spliced from 3 exons. Lineage: Eukaryota; Fungi; Chytridiomycota; Chytridiomycetes; Spizellomycetales; Powellomycetaceae. The record is from RefSeq and is a predicted model, not a curated record. Gene Ontology annotation, cellular component: mitochondrial small ribosomal subunit. The coding region runs from base 62 to 964 and encodes 300 amino acids.
AACGACGAAAGCACAUCGCCAAUUCCUGACAGAACGCUCGUCGGGACGAAGGCACGGCAGCAUGGCUCCACCAUUACGGAACAACGCAUAUACGCUCUGUCAGAACGUCACUCGUCUCGUCGACGCAGAACGGAUAAAACAAACACCAGCAUGGUACCAAGCAGUCCUCCGCUUUCCUGGCGCCCAAUUCACGCCGAACGGCAUCAUCCCGGCCCAGCAAGGCCAGUUCCGCAAACCCACGACCACCGCAUCACCAUCGACGCCAUUCUCUACGACCGAACACAAUCUCUAUAAGCGCGGGAACAGGAACUAUAAGCCAAAAUAUGUGACGAGGCCACCGCGCAUUGUAUACCCCGAAGACGAGAUCAGAAGAGCGUUCUAUAGGUGGCAUCCUCUGGAGUUAAGGAGGCCGCGGUCGCUGGUUGAGACUGAGGAGACGCUAGGGGUGAAGGAUUGGUCUACCAUUUUCGGGGAUGGUUCUUUCCCGACAGGAGAGAGUGUUGUCCAACACACCCUUUUUCUGAUGGAUCAGCAAGGGUUGACGCGGCAUGCCGCGUAUCAGAAGGCACUGACAGCUUUCUAUGACGCUCGUGGGAAAAUCGAUUACCACCGAGCACUGGAACGAAGGGAGGCAGAGGUUUUGGCGGAACAGCAGAUGUUGGCCGAAGAGGAAGCCGAAGAGGAAGCAAAGGCGGCAAACUUGAAGUUGGCAGACGGCGAUGGCAAGAUACAGGCUGAGGCGGAAAAGAUGGGCAAAGAUCCAGUAAAGGAGGAGAUGAGGUUUUGGCUGCAUAAGAAGGUUACGAAGGAAUUCGUGGAUGCGGAGGAUCUUCAGCUUCAGGAUUCCAGCGCUUAUGAGGAGGAGAUGUCGAAGGCUAAAAACGCCCAGGAAGAGAUUAGGAACAAAAUGGCUCAGUACGAAAAGAGAAAUCUUUCCGACGAGUCUGCACCCGGGAGCGCAUAGAUAUGGACGACUGCUAAAUAUUCUUCCAUCGUACCCUGUCUGGCACGACCUAUGCACAUUGGCAUCGGCCGGUCGUGGGGUCUCGGAUGGAACCGCAUCUCCGCAUCAAAUGUACAGCUUUGUAAAUUAAUCGAAAGCAUCUCAGACACCACGUAGGACCAGCUUGGUCCAGUAUAGUUGCGGAGUGAUUAGAUGGCAUGAGCUCGACGGAAUGGACCAAAUGUACGUGAAAAUAUGGGUAGUCUAGAGUAUGUAUCAAGUUGUGCUACAUCUAGGUCUACGUUUACUUUCCACCGCUGGUACCCAUUCCCAUGACGGUCUUGAACGUGUCAUAAAUCCACCAUUGCAGACCUGG